Nerophis lumbriciformis (worm pipefish) is the source of this 2014-nucleotide messenger RNA. Its product is annotated as probable histone deacetylase 1-B. The record is from RefSeq and is a predicted model, not a curated record. Gene Ontology annotation, biological process: heterochromatin formation. Gene Ontology annotation, molecular function: histone deacetylase activity. NCBI's taxonomy places the organism in Eukaryota, Metazoa, Chordata, Actinopteri, Syngnathiformes, Syngnathidae. Gene Ontology annotation, cellular component: NuRD complex.
UUUGCUGUCAUUGCAGCCCAUCCAUUAGAACGCCAUUCAGAUUACGAACGGUCCGCCUCUUGUAGCUGUGUAGCCUCCCGCGGGUGAGCGCUUGAAACCAACCAAAUAGGACUAAAAUGGCGCUUAGUCAAGGAACAAAGAAAAAAGUUUGCUACUACUAUGACGGUGAUGUUGGAAAUUAUUACUAUGGCCAGGGCCACCCCAUGAAGCCACACCGUAUUCGUAUGACACAUAACUUGUUGCUCAACUAUGGCCUCUACAGAAAAAUGGAGAUAUAUCGUCCACACAAAGCCAGCGGCGAGGAGAUGACCAAGUACCACAGUGAUGAUUACAUCAAAUUUCUGCGCUCCAUCCGUCCAGACAACAUGUCAGAGUACAGCAAACAAAUGCAGCGAUUUAAUGUAGGAGAAGAUUGUCCAGUGUUUGAUGGUUUAUUUGAGUUCUGCCAGCUCUCAGGUGGCGGCUCUGUCGCUGGUGCUGUGAAGUUGAACAAACAGCAGACGGACAUAGCCAUUAACUGGGCGGGGGGCCUCCAUCAUGCCAAAAAGUCAGAGGCCUCUGGGUUUUGCUACGUCAACGACAUUGUGCUGGCCAUACUUGAAUUACUGAAGUACCACCAGAGAGUUCUGUACAUAGACAUUGACAUCCAUCAUGGAGACGGUGUGGAAGAAGCCUUCUACACCACAGACCGUGUCAUGACUGUGUCUUUCCACAAAUAUGGAGAGUACUUCCCUGGCACCGGCGACCUCAGAGACAUUGGGGCUGGGAAGGGCAAAUAUUAUGCUGUGAAUUACCCUUUGAGAGAUGGAAUUGAUGAUGAGUCUUAUGAAGCCAUAUUCAAGCCGAUCAUGGCCAAGGUGAUGGAGAUGUACCAGCCCAGUGCAGUGGUUCUGCAGUGUGGCGCAGACUCGUUGUCAGGGGACAGACUGGGCUGCUUCAACCUCACUAUUAAAGGACACGCCAAGUGUGUGGAGUACAUGAAGAGCUUCAACCUGCCGCUGCUAAUGCUGGGAGGUGGCGGCUACACUAUCCGAAACGUUGCGCGCUGCUGGACGUAUGAGACCGCCGUCGCACUUGAUACAUCCAUCCCUAAUGAACUCCCAUACAAUGACUACUUUGAGUACUUCGGACCAGACUUUAAACUGCACAUCAGCCCCUCCAAUAUGACCAACCAGAACACCAAUGACUACCUGGAGAAGAUUAAACAGCGUUUGUUUGAGAACUUGCGCAUGCUGCCCCACGCUCCAGGGGUACAAAUGCAGGCCAUUCCAGAAGACGCCGUACAGGAAGACAGUGGAGACGAGGAAGAGGAGGACCCCAACAAACGCAUAUCCAUUCGCGCUCAUGACAAGAGGAUAGCUUGUGAGGAGGAAUUCUCCGACUCCGAGGACGAAGGUGAAGGAGGCCGCCGAAACACAGCCAACUUUAAGAAGGCCAAGCGAGCCAAGACUGAGGGAGAGAAGGAGGCUGAAGAAAAGGAGAAGAAAGGUGAGGAGGAAACAAAAGAUGUGAAAGAUGAAGAGAAGGCCCCAGAGGAGGAGAAAAUGGACACAUCAAAGCCGAAAGAGGAGUCGAAGACACCUUAAGACCCCCAGCACCUAACGAUGAAAAUGCUCUUUUAGCAAGAUGGUCUUUUUAUUUUGGGGAUGGGGGCGGGUGGGGGGGAUUGCUUAUGUGGAGAAGGAUGGGAUAGGAAACUUUUUUUUCUCGGAUACCUUUCCACUAUUACUGUCCAACAGAAUAAAUGUUUUGAAUAUUGUUUUUGUAAGCUUAUCUUCAUCUACAAACCUUUUUAUGCUCCAAUUCCUUAAUUUUCUUUUGUCCGGCAACAAUGUUCAAAUGGCUUAUAGCACACUUAUGGUUUUACAUCUGAUGGAUUUAAUUUAUUUAAAUCAGAUACUGUGGCAAAUCCUUUGUUUUUUAUAUAUAUCAUUUUCUUUCACGUCUAUUUUGGUUCUGUGACUUUGAGAGUAUAGUUCAUGCAUGUUUGUAUAAUAGAUCAUUUUCUAUAAUA